This is a messenger RNA of Uncinocarpus reesii 1704, 813 nucleotides long. RefSeq lists its product as uncharacterized. Lineage: Eukaryota; Fungi; Ascomycota; Eurotiomycetes; Onygenales; Onygenaceae. The record is from RefSeq and is a predicted model, not a curated record. Bases 1 to 813 code for a protein of 270 amino acids. The transcript is spliced from 2 exons.
AUGCUCAUUCCCUCCUUUCGAAACCUCUGCUUCGUUAUCUUCACAGCUUUCCUCGUUCUCAGCGAUGUGCUUCUUGCCUAUGAUAUAUCCAAGAAAUUAGCUCCACAAGGACCCCUAGGUGUGACACUAGAUCGUUCCGUUGCCAUCAAUUUUCCAAAGGAAAACGACCCGAAAGACGACACAGUCUACCGAUCUUGGCUAUUCAGCACCCAUCUUAAGUUCAAGGACCCCGUCAGCGAAAUCAGCGACGGUCAGCUCUGGCAAAUAGCAAGAGAUGCAGUUGACGAGAUGAUAAAAGAUGUCGAGCAAUACGGCAUCAGUGCCAGGAGUGUACCAAACGCGCUGGCGGUCCUGGCAUGGGACCACGAAAUUAUCCUCUCGUCUUCCCAGAAGGGCGGGGCUUCUUUUACAUACGAUUAUGGGGACAGUCCCGUUCUCGAAAGCCUUCGUCUUUGUCAAGCGAUUUGGAAGGACGACGGCCCCUUUGGGAAUGAUAAGGAGCAUAGGACGGGAGCUAGUUGCGCGGAACCUAUGGCGGCUCACUUAUAUUAUGCGACUACUGGCGAACCCCUCGACACCAAAAAAGCGAGGGUUGGCACAUGGACGAGGAGAAAAAAGGGAUGGGAGCAGACAGAUCCAUGUGGGACACCUGAAAAGGACCUGUGGGGAUGCAAUCUUUUUGUCGCGGCUGAGGGCCUUACGGUAUUAUCCCCGGAUAAAGACCCUGAAGAAUAUGACAUAAAGACCCUGGCAGGAGGAGUGACUGCAAGCGAUCAAAUCCAGUUAUGCGCUGUCGGGGCAAGCGAAGGUUGA